Vittaforma corneae ATCC 50505 is the source of this 1467-nucleotide messenger RNA. RefSeq lists its product as uncharacterized. The transcript has a single exon. NCBI's taxonomy places the organism in Eukaryota, Fungi, Microsporidia, Nosematidae. Gene Ontology annotation, biological process: mitotic chromosome condensation. Gene Ontology annotation, molecular function: chromatin binding. The record is from RefSeq and is a predicted model, not a curated record. Gene Ontology annotation, cellular component: condensin complex. The coding region runs from base 1 to 1467 and encodes 488 amino acids.
AUGGCACAGGAUGAUCUAAACUCAUGGCUAAAGGCCUCGGCCGAAAACAAAAUAACAUCAAGGAAUGCGUGGCAGUCAACACUCAUAGAACACUUUGUAAAUGCAAACAAGUUUACAGCACGAGACGGCAUCAACUUUCAAAGAGCGUCCAGUACUCUCGAGGGAUGCAUGAAGGUGUACUCAACCCGAGUGGACGAUGUGUCCGAAAACACACUGAAGCUACUGGAAAUAUUCAGUAAAGAUGAGGAAACAAAGAAGAAGACUGGGGCAAGAAAGAAGUCAAAUUUUAUUGAGAAGAAUCUAUCAAAUAUUAACCUAAAGGAGAAGGAGGCUCUGGAUUUUUAUGAUCCCUUAUUCUCUUCCAUUUUACUAAAGACCGACGAUUACUUUUUAAUGGAUGUGUUGGAGCCCACAAGCUCAGGAAUGAUUCUGUUUAGCAGCAACACCAGGGAUAUUGUGAUGGAGGACGAGAGAAUUGACAUUGAAAUAGAGCAACUGCCUGUCUGUGAUAGUUUAAAGGAUUUUGAGAUGGCUAUUGGUAAUGCUUCAAGCGACCAGUAUCAAGCACCUGAGUUUGACAUGAACGACUUUACAGUUUGCGAGCAAAGCAAUGGGCAGAAUUACGAUUCAAAUGAGGAGGACUCAAAGGAAAACGAGAACAACAGCACAAACAAAAUUAAUUUAGUUGAUGAAAUGAAAGUGGGUGCUUUUCAUGAGUCCCCAUUUGGAUAUUUCAGAGGUUGGGCAGGACCUACCCAUUGGAAGGUGCAGAUAGGAAGCAAAAGCAAGGGAGACGGGGAAAAAAAGCCAAAACAGAGACAUUUCCUAGAUUUCACGGCAAAGAUAGACCAAAGUUUGCUUGAAAACAAGUCAGACACUGUCCUGAGCAAGCAGGCUAUUUUAGAGAGGAGAAGGUGCAAGAAUUUUUUACCUGAAGAUUAUUCGUAUGAAGUCAAGGACCUGUACAAAUUUUUCAAGGUGGAUGGGUACUUCUCUGUAAGCACGGUUCGUAAUGCAAGCAACUGCAUUCGUGAAGAUUAUGAGAGCCUGGAUGGCAGUAUUAAUAUUGGACAAGAUCUGGACAGUGGUCCAGGAGGGGAUGUUCAUGCAGCCGCAGACCUUGAUACGAAUGAUAACUUCACCGAGCACUUUGAAAAUUCUUUAAUUCUGAACGAUAAGGCCAUAAAUGGCAUGCCUGAUAAGCAAAUUCAACUGAAAUAUUCGAGAGCUCCAAAAAGAGUUGAUAUUAAAAGACUGAAGGAUAGCGUUUCUUCCUUGUUGAUGCGGAGCUGCACCAGGUUCAGUCAAAUCGUCAGCCGGGUUCCAGACACCUACACAAGUAAAGAGUCAAAAGACAUCUCUCCUCACUUUUGUCUUAUCUCUCUUCUUCACCUGGCAAAUGAAAUGGAGUUGGAAAUAAAAACGGUGGAUGGAGACUUGGUUAUUAGCAGUGGUGUGCGAAAAUAA